Messenger RNA from Klebsormidium nitens, 1520 nucleotides. Lineage: Eukaryota; Viridiplantae; Streptophyta; Klebsormidiophyceae; Klebsormidiales; Klebsormidiaceae. The record is from the annotation of a GenBank genome assembly.
AUGCCAUUGGCUGGGUCCCAGUGUGGUGCGGCGCAGUUCCGACACCUGGCAGAAGGAAUAAUGGUAGACGGGCCUUGCGAAUGUGUGGUUGGCGUGCUGUGCAGUCUGACCGUCCUUUCAGAAAACGAGACCUACUGGGAUACGCUGAAUAAGGAGGCGCAGGAGAUUGUACUGUACUUUCUGGGGCCGUCCAGAGCAGUCGCAGAGCUGCAGGCCAAUCAUUUCAGCCCCGCCAGAGCGUCGUGGACGGCUAGCUUCCGGCUGUGGGAUGCCGGGGAUUACCAGGCUAUUAUUCUGGGGGGCUGCAACGCAGCGAGCGGUUUGGAAAAGCUAGCCGAUUUUAGCGUCACCAUUGUUCCUAGGCAGGGGGGUGGUCAACUGACCCCCUGUAGUUACGGACAGGGUUUCCAGUGGGUCAAGCAGGGGGAGGACAAGUGGGAGUGGACUAAUCACCCGUGCGCCCCACCGGUGGUUCCUGCGGCGGACUACGCAUACCUGAUGCGGAGGAAGGGUUUCCGGCGGGUGCUGUUCGUAGGGGACUGCCAUCAGCGCGUACUCUAUCAGCACCUCAAGAAUUUGCUGGGUGCCCCAAUUGGGGACGACGACCUCAACAAGCCCAAGCACGACAUGAAGGAGGUGAUCAACGCGGGCGACCCGGAGAGGGAACUGCAUCUGCACUUCUACUGGGUAGAUGGGAUUUAUGCCAACGGCGAGUUUGGCUGCACCGACCGAGGCAUGUACUCCGGGCGAAACGAGACCAACUCGUACCCGCAGAUCCAGCCCGGUGCUGACGUCAUCUCGCUCGACGCCGGGCACUGGACGGCCUACUGGUGCACGGACGCGUGGCAGGCGUUCAACAAGCACCUGCCCGCGUAUCUAGACUGGGGGGAAAGUUUACUCAGCCCGCAGAGCCGCCUCGUGUGGCGCACCGCGCCGUCGUGGAUGCCCGAGUGCCGCAGGAAGUACGUCACGCUGGCGUCACUCAACCGGCUUGCCCUAGAGGCGAUUUCGUCCCGGCCAUACGCCCCGUUUAGCAGCUGGGAUGUUGAGGCUCCCCGUUUCUCGGAGCUCCGAGAGGGGCACUAUUCUUGGACCACGGUGGAUGAUACUGGGUCGGAAGUAGUGAGGGGGGUGCGGUUGGGGAGGCUGUCGCGAAGGCGUUUAUGACGUGGAGUAUUCACACUUUGCAAUGAAGUUCUCGGAAAGUACGGUCCAGAGGAAACAAGGCACAGCUUUUGCACUGACUACGCUGCUCGCAACUGGUUUUCUCUUUUGUACCGUGUAUCUUGUUACAAUUAGAGCAGAAUACAGAACGCUUGCAAUCCCGCCUGAUCGACCGAGGCAGACCUCUUCCGAACCAACGACUCCUGGACCAUAUGUACAGAGCGAUAGAAAUGGCUUCAAUUGUAGAGUCAAGAAGCCAGAUUCUCAUAUGUAAAUGAUCAACUGAGACCACAAUCACCAAGACUGCUUCCACUUGAGCACAUCGUGUCACCACUGAUUAGAGUGACACCCCAGGU